Rotaria socialis is the source of this 1167-nucleotide messenger RNA. The record is from the annotation of a GenBank genome assembly. NCBI's taxonomy places the organism in Eukaryota, Metazoa, Rotifera, Eurotatoria, Philodinida, Philodinidae.
AUGCAUGAAGCUCUUGUAUCAGACAUAUUUCCAGUCAAUACUACAUAUUCUGUCACCUGGAUGUGGAAAUCCAACAAUGAUCCUCUUGAUUCUAAACUACCAGACAAAUGGAGUGCCUAUUCGGCGGCUAUUUCAGCGAACAUAGAACUGGCUUAUAGAUGUCAUUUAUCACAAGUAUGCAUCGAUCAAAAUUAUGUAAUUGAUCUCAAAAAAAUGAUACAAGUAUGUACUGAUGAUACUCACCGACAGCGUCUCGUAAAACGAUGUCCUCUGUCAGACAUGGAUGACGAUUGUAUUGACUGGCGUCGUGAACGUUUUGCCUUUGAAUUGGAUCAGCAGGUAACGGAUAGUAUCCAAACAAACACAAGUGUAGAUAAUAUACAAUACUAUGGCUCCAGAUUUAUUGCUGAUUGGUUACUCAAAUUUGCUGACGGAAGCCUAAAAGUGAAGUUUGAUACAAUAUUCCCAGCCCUUGUUAAUGGCAUUCGAACUGAGGGAUACUUAAAUGGAGCAUCAGAAAAAAUAAUCAAAUGGUUGACAGAUAAACUUGAGGAAGUGAGAGAUAAGGUGCAAAAGAAAAAUGAAUUCAAACGUAUUACAUACUUGUCGAAAUGUUGUGCAAAAUUAUACACGAAAAACUGUUUCCUAUUUCGGCUUAUAAAUAUAACUCUUCGAGAAGAUGAUCGUACAAAAUUGAACACACUUGGGCCAUAUUGUUACCUUGUUUAUAACUAUAUAGGUUGUUACACUCAUGAUUUCUUAUCUGUGCGACAUCGUCUUCUUCGACACUUUCGUAAUGCACAACCACGUUCGCUUGUUGUUUAUCGAGGGGAUUCUGUGCCGAAACAAAAGCUUGAUGAAUAUCAACAAGCAGCUGGACAACGUCACAAAUAUUUCAAAUGGCUUUCUUUUGUUUCAACCUCAUAUAAACGUGACGUAGGGGAAUGUUUUGCACGCAAUGUAUUGUAUAUUAUUGAACUCAAAGGAGCCGUGUCGAAUGAUCAAUUUGCUGAUUUAUGCGACAAUACAUUUAUGCCAGAUGAAGAAGAAGUACUGUUGCGCCCUGGUGUUCGAUUUCAGGUGAAAAGCGUCACUUUCGAUUCCGAAAGAAGUUUGCAAUUAAUUAGCAUAAAAAUCGUACCAUCGUAUAUAUCAUAUUUAAGAUAG